Molecule: messenger RNA, 525 nt
Organism: Plasmodium yoelii
Lineage: Eukaryota; Apicomplexa; Aconoidasida; Haemosporida; Plasmodiidae
Product: apical asparagine-rich protein AARP, putative
Exons: 1
Coding region: 1-525 (174 amino acids)
Source: RefSeq, a predicted model, not a curated record
AUGAAAAAAAUGUGGUCGAAAAAAAUUAUUAAUCUAUUUAUAUUUUGUACCUUUUAUUAUUCCAUUGGUCAAAUUAGUUCAAGAGAAAAUGAAACUAAAGUUAAUGUAUUAAAUAGAAUGGGUCGUAAACAUGGGAAUUUAAAAAAAAUAAACCCUCACAAUAAUAUAAAGGAAAAUGUAACAGAUGAUUACAAUUUUGAUAAGAAAGAAUCUUUCAUUUUUUUAAGUCAAAAAUCAAAAGAAGAUAAUUCUAAUGAUGAUGAGGAAGACGAUGAAGAAGAUGAAGAUCACGAUCAAGAGCAUGACCAAGAACAUGAUCAUGAUCAGGAACACGAUCAUGAAAAUAGUGAUGAUAAUAAUGAUAAAGCUAAAAAAAACGAAUCUACACAACCCCUCAAAGAAGCUUUGCCUCCUCCCCCUCCACCAGUAGUUCCGCCUCCACCUCCUAUGACACCAUCAAGUAUUGCGGGACAUGUUGUAUCAAAUGUUUUCCAGGCUGGAUUGAAAUUAAUAGGUAUUCCAUAA